Messenger RNA from Tauraco erythrolophus (red-crested turaco), 870 nucleotides. NCBI's taxonomy places the organism in Eukaryota, Metazoa, Chordata, Aves, Musophagiformes, Musophagidae. The record is from RefSeq and is a predicted model, not a curated record.
AUGCAUGAAAAAGCAGCUCCCCUGAAGAGCCUGGAGCCCAUGCACGGCCGUGAGAAACUGGAGGCAUCGCACAAGGAGAAGAGCUUGGAUUCCCUCGACAGCAGCCUCCACCUGAACGAAGCCCUGAAGGAUGAAGACAUCAAGAAAUGCCACCGGGAAGUGGCUGCUAGCAAGUACAACUCCCAGUACCACAAGCUGUUCAAGGACAUCCCGACGGAGGAGAGCGUGCUGAAAGUUUGCUCCUGUGCGCUGCAGAGAGACAUCCUCAUCCAGGGAAGGCUUUACAUCUCCCCCAACUGGCUCUGCUUCUACGCAAACCUUUUCGGGAAGGACAUCAAGGUUGUGAUCCCGGUGGUCUCCGUUCAGCUGAUCAAAAAGCACAAGACGGCUCGGCUGCUGCCCAACGGCUUGGCCAUCACCACCAACGCCAGCAGAAAGGUUUCGAGUAAGAAGAGCUUGAGUUUGAAGGAGCUGACGGAGGAGCCGGACGCCGUGUCGCUGGAGGUGAUUGUCCCCGAGGGCAAGUGGAGGAAGGUGUCACCCGCCUCGCUGUCACUGUCGCUGCCGGACACCGACUACCAGUGCAUCCACCGGACCUCCGUCAGCAGCCUGAGCACCAAGGAAAGCUCCUUCACCUCCGAGGAGCCCCUGGUUUCGGAAAGUGCAAUAAACACCGAGGAGGAGCUGGAGGUGGAGCAGAGCUGCGUGGCGGAGCUGAGACCUUCUGACUACCAGCUUCUGAAGAUCUUCAUCGUGCUCAUCUGCCUCCUGGUCGUGUCCUCCUCAUACCUGGCGUUUCGCAUCUUCCGUCUGGAGCAGCAGCUCUGCUCUCUGAACCGGGACUACCUCUCCCGCGGGCACAGGAGGUGA